GAUGCAGGAAGAUACUCGGCUCCUAAGGGCCUAUCUCGGAAGCGGCCAGCAUUUUGACAUCUCUACUCGGGCGACGCAGACGCGAACAUGGCCACGGACAGGGCGGCGGUGCUGCAACGCUACCUGGAUCUGGAGCAGCCGGACGACGCUGUCUUCUGCACCUACGUUUUCGUCGAUGGAACUCUGGAGAAAACGCGCGCCAAGACGAGGACUCUGGACUUCGAGCCGAAGCGCGCAGAAGACUGCCCGGAAUGGACGUUUUGCGCCCUUUUAUCCUACCAAUGGCCGGAUGGAGGCCCCGAGUCCGAGGCCUACCUGUCACCAGUUGCCCUGUUCAGGGACCCGUUCCUCAAGGGCCGCAACAAGCUGGUCCUCUGCGAAGUACUACAGCACGACCGCACACCCAUAAAGACCAAUACCCGCCGAAGUUGCCUUGAAGCAAUGCAGAAGGCAAACGAUCAGGAGCCCUGGUUCGGUAUCGAGCAAGAGUACGUGUUAACUGAAAAAGAUGGGAAUCCACUAGACUGGCCAAGACACGCCAGCCAUCAAAUAAAGCCUCUAGGUCCAUACUGCUACAGCGUCGGGGCUGAUGCCGCUUCGGGGAGAUAUGUAUCGGACGCUCACUACAAGGCAUGCACUUAUGCCGGAGUCAAAAUGGCUGGCACGAACUGCGAGGGUGUCCUAGCGCAGUGGGAGUACCAGGUGGGUCCCCUGGAAGGCAUCAAUGCCGCUGACCACUUGUGGAUGUCACGCUACAUACUGGACCGAGUGGCCGAGGACUUCGGCGUGCUGGUCAACCUGGAUCCGAUGCCGUAUCCGCCGGGAAAGUGGCUCGGCUCUGCUGCCCACACAAACUUUAGCACCAAGGCGAUGCGCAGUGACGGUGGCAUACAUGCCAUCAAAGCCGCCAUCGAGAAGCUGAAGCGCAACGCCGACGCGGAUUUGGCCAAGUACGACACCGCCAGGGUGAAGCGAAACAAACUGCGGACAGAAUCGGGCAUGUUGACCACACCUCGCAACCAGUUCACCGCCGACGAUUGCUCCAAGGAGGUCAGCGUGCGCAUACCGCGCGCAGUGGUGGACGCCGGCAAGGGUUACUUCGAAGACCGAAGACCUGGAAGCAACGCGGACCCUUACACCGUCUGCGAGACACUCGUCAGGACCAUUUGCCUCGAGUGAACGACACUUUGACAUUGACCCACGAUUGGACUUGUGGCCGUUCGAAAGCGCUUAUACGGCGAGCUUGAAGGCGCUUUAUGGCGAUCUCUCGCACACGUUCAAUAAAGGUGCAUGUUAAU
Molecule: messenger RNA, 1298 nt
Organism: Dermacentor silvarum
Lineage: Eukaryota; Metazoa; Arthropoda; Arachnida; Ixodida; Ixodidae
Product: glutamine synthetase 2 cytoplasmic-like
Exons: 6
Coding region: 88-1179 (363 amino acids)
Cellular component (GO): cytoplasm
Molecular function (GO): glutamine synthetase activity
Source: RefSeq, a predicted model, not a curated record